AUGGCAGAGUUUUUAAUGAGCGAAGCCGAUCUCAUGACCCGACAUCUGCGAAUAGCAUCACCAACGAGACGAACGAGCGCGCUACCCACGAAGCAGCCCCCAAAGCAACCCACUAGGCAACCCAUACCGAAAGCAACGAUGUCGGCACCUCGGCGACAGAUGACGGAUCGUGGCGCGGCCGUAUACGCCGCCGUAGAAAAGAGCGAACAGAGUACCGAAUGUCUCUGUUGCGGCGCCGCACACGUAACGCCGAAGUGUAAGAAGCUGAACGACAUGUCGUUAUCGGACAGAUGGGAGUGGGCGAAAACAAAUAAGAUGUGCUUCCAAUGCAUGAACAGCACGCACAGAAGGUUCAAGUGUAAGGCACGCAAAUGUGGUGUGAGAGAGUGUCGUAAGCCACACCACGCCCUGCUGCAUCCCCCAGAAGAGCCGCCGAAGCGGCAAGAGGACACCGCGAUUACAGCCGCAGCACGCUUGCCAGAGAACAGCCAAGUGUUGUUAAAGGUGUGUCCCAUCAUCGUGAAAGGCAAGACGGGACGCGAAGUAGAGACGUACGCGAUGCUAGAUGAAGGCUCGACGGUUACACUCAUCGAUGCGGAGAUCGCAGAACAGAUCGGAGCCGAAGGUCCGACGCGAUCUCUGAGAAUUCAGGGAGCGGCCUCGAGCUGGCACGAAGCCUCAAGCCGAGUGGCUGAUGUCAUCAUCAGAGGGCGACACCAUACGGACGAAGAACACUCGGUGAGGGCGCGUACGAUCCGGGAUCUCACCCUAGGAACGCAGCGAGUGAACCCGGAAAUACUCGCGUACGGACACCUGCGACAACUCACUUGCGAGCAAGUGUGCUACGAAGAUGCCAGACCCAAGGUCUUGAUCGGGUCAGACAACUGGCAUCUGAUUGUUACGCGGAAGCUGCUCACAGGAAGGCACAAUCAACCCGCAGCGUCGCUGACACGACUGGGAUGGGUCAUCCACGGAACGGUACCCAGAAGUGUCGUGGAAGACGAGGAACAUGUCCUCCACGUGCGGUUGACACAGCGCAACGCCGAGCCAGACAUGCGGCAUAUAGAGGGCAUAAUAAAAGCGCAUUACGACAUCGACGCGUUGGGUAUAUCGUCGAAGAGAUUACCCAUCGCUAAGGAGGAGCGCGCCGUCGCCACAUUCAACUGCACAGCGACGAGAGUGGAUGGGCGAUACGUCGUAGGAUUGCCGUGGGAGAGAGAUAACGUCAUUCUACCUCCCAGCUACGACAUGGCAGCGAGCCGACUGAGGGGAAUAGAGCGGCGGAUGGAUCGCUCUACGGAAUUCCGGCUGGCGUAUACCGCGGAGAUAAACAAGUUGUUGGACAAGGGUUACGCCGAGAAAGUAACCGACGACCGGUUCGACAACGACCGCGCGUGGUACCUUCCCCAUUUCGGAGUGACGAAUCCGAAUAAACCCGGAAAGCUGCGACUCGUAUUCGACGCCGCGGCCCGUUCGAAGGGAAUUUGCUUGAACGACGCACUGCUGGAUGGGCCAGAUAUGCUACGGUCGCUUAACGGUGUGUUAUACCGUUUCCGCGAGAAGCCCGUAGCUAUCACGGCGGACAUACGAGAGAUGUUCCUGCAGAUUAAGAUACGGGAAGAAGAUAGAGCAGCACAACAGUUUCUGUGGCGAGGAGAUGACAGGAUUAACCCGCCGCAGAAAUACGUAAUGACCUCAAUGAUUUUCGGGGCGAGGAGCUCACCGUUCAUCGCACACAGCGUUCGAGACAGAAACGCGGCAGAGCACCGAGAGUCGCACCCGUCAGCGUACACCGCCAUAACAAGGAACCACUACAUGGACGACUGGGUCGAUAGCUUUGACUCCGAAGAGGAAGCAGCCCGCGCCAUACGAGAGGUAGCAGAGGUUCAUGGCGGGAUAGGAUUCACGCUGGCGGGUUGGAAUACAAACCGACCGAGCCUGCUAGAGAAUGUGAGUGAGGACCAGCGAGCGAGGACGCCGAAGGAACUGGGAGCCAACGCACAUCCAUACGGAAAGACAUUGGGGUUAUUGUGGAUGUCAGCCGAAGACCAGCUGGCGUUCAACACCGGCAUGCCACGCGUCCCACGAGAAGUGAAGCACGGCACACGGAUACCGACGAAAAGGGAAGCCCUAGGAGCGGUGAUGUCAUUGUUCGACCCGCUCGGGCUGCUGAGCCCUUACACCAUCACGGCAAAAAUCAUCUUGCAGGCGCUGUGGGUGCAGAAGGUCGAAUGGGAUGACCCUCUGCCCGCCGAGGAAGCGCGGACGUUCCAGGAAUGGAGAGACGACCUAGCGUAUAUAGAGGAACUAAGAUUGCCGCGAUGGUAUGGCACGAACGACAGCCAACGGUCGCAACUGCACGUAUUCACGGACGCAAGCGAACAGGCAUAUGCCACAGCCGCGUAUUGGAGGACGGAACGCGGGGAUCGUAGCGUUGACGCAGUCCUAGUAGCAGCCAAAGCGAGGGUAGCGCCCAUGAAAGCGCAGAGUAUACCCCGGAUGGAGCUUCAGGCGAGCCUGGUAGGACCCCCACUGGCCGCUGACGUACUGAAAGGACGUCGUCGCGCGGCCGAAGUCUUCCUAUGGACGGUCUCGAAGAAGACGCUACAUUGGACUAGGAACGACACCGCUCGAUACAAUCCACACGCGGCCCGCCGGAUGGCAGAAAGCGCCGAACAUACAGAACCAACACAGUGGCGCUGGGUACCGACCGCCCACGACGUAACUAACGACGCGACCCGCGCGAGAUAUACAAUACGGACCGCCGCCGACAGAUCCGUCGGGCCGGCGCUUGUGUACGCUCCAGAGAAAGAACGACCCAAGGAAAGCAAGCCCGUCCCUGCAGAGACAGUAGCCCGUGCCCGGGCGAAGGCAAAGCCCGUAAUGGACAGAAUGCGGUUCUCCUCAUAUGACCGAGUGAGGAGGACCCCGGCACAGGUGCUGCUGCUCGCAGAAGAAUACAGGCGACGGGCAUGGAAGCUGGGCCGGGAGCGCCCCGCCGAAGCGGGGAAAUGGGUCAAGUGGCGUUGCGGUGAACGCGGACGGACGGACGGACGCGAGGGAAUUUUUCGAAGGCCGACCCGAAGGCUGGUGGUCCUCCCUAGGGAUAAGGGCUGCGAAGAUCUGCGCCGGGGGGAGGCUGUUGCGGACCACGAGCAAACACCAGGCCAUAGUUUGAUGGUAUUAAAUAAAUCAUAUUAUGGUAACCACCGCUGGAAAACUAAAGUACCAACAGUCCACGAACCGUGCAGUAUAGAAAUUGGGUUGGAGGUAUCUGAAGAAAACAAUAAGUUUGAUAAUAGGGUACUUGUACAAAAAUGA
Molecule: messenger RNA, 3321 nt
Organism: Achroia grisella
Lineage: Eukaryota; Metazoa; Arthropoda; Insecta; Lepidoptera; Pyralidae
Exons: 2
Coding region: 1-3321 (1106 amino acids)
Source: RefSeq, a predicted model, not a curated record